Messenger RNA from Adineta ricciae, 1200 nucleotides. NCBI's taxonomy places the organism in Eukaryota, Metazoa, Rotifera, Eurotatoria, Adinetida, Adinetidae. The record is from the annotation of a GenBank genome assembly.
AUGCUUCAAUCCAACAAUUUCAUAUUAUCAUUGAAUUAUUACUUGAACAAUCAAUCCUGCCAUUUAUUUCAUUCAAAUAUAAACACAACUACAAUUGAUUUUGAUCCCAAUUCAUCUCUCAUAUUUACUAAUCAAUCAACAAUAGCAAUAGUACUCAGAACAACAUCCUUAUCAACAUCAACAUCAACAACAACAACAGCCGUGCCAGUUUGGAUAUCUUCUGGAAGUAUGAAUAACGCAAGGAAUGGUCACACAGCAUCGAUCCUAUUCGAUGGAUCUGUCUUAGUUGUUGGUGGCUCGAAUUCCAAUGGUUAUCUUAAUACUUCGGAGUUAUACAAUUCGUCGACAGGCAUUUGGACUUUGACGAGACAGUUCAAUGUUGGACGAGAAGAUCAUACAGCGUCGGUACUAUCCAAUGGACAAGUACUUAUUGUCGGCGGAUAUAAUCUGAGUGGUGCUAUGGUGAAUGUUAAUUUGUAUGAUCCAUUGGCGAAUAUUUGGACAACUGGUAAACGUUUGAACAUUGCACGAGAAGAUCAUCGAUCAGUUACAUUGGUUAAUGGAAAAGUCUUAGCUAUCGGUGGACGCAAUACUGCUGCGUUGAGUUCUUCUGAAUUAUAUGAUCCAUUAACAGACACUUGGACACUUACAGGCAGUUUGAAUAGCGCACGAGAAGAUCACACAGCAUCAGUUUUAAACAACGGAAAAGUUUUAAUUGCUGGUGGGAUGGAUGUGAAUGUUCUUAAGAGUGCAGAGAUAUACGAUCCAUCGACAAACAUAUGGACAUUGACAGGAAAUCUCAAGAUGGCACGAAGUCACUAUACCGCAACGAUCUUGUUUGACGGAAAAGUGUUAGUCGCUGGUGGAUUUGGAGCUAGUAGUGUUUUGAAUAGUGCCGAAUUAUAUGAUCCAUCAACAGGUGUGUGGACAUUAACAGGAAAUAUGGUCAAUGCGCGGUUCGGUCACUCAGCAUGUGUCUUAGCAAAUGGAAAUGUUCUAGUGGUUGGUGGAUAUGAUGGUACUGUUUAUUUAAAAGCUGCUGAAUUAUACAAUCGAUCAUCGGGUACUUGGACAAGCAUAGUAGAUAUGAACUUUGCUCGACUUUUUUUCACACAGUCUGUUUUACUGAACGGAAAAUUACUUGUUACUGGAGGUCAGAGUCAGAAAGGCAUUAUCUUAGAUAGUACUGAACUGUAUUGA